GUCACAUCCGGCACGUACUUCUCAUUCAGGCUACACUUUGAAUAAGGAAGAUGGCGGCUGCAGCAGUGGUCGAGUUUCAGAGAGCUCAGUCUCUCAUUAGCACGGACCGCGACGCCUCCAUCAACAUUCUGCACUCGAUAGUGAGGCGAGACGUCCAGGAGAACGAUGAAGAAGCGGUCAGGGUCAAAGAGCAGAGCAUCCUGGAGCUGGGAACGCUGCUGGCCAAGACGGGACAGGCGGCAGAACUCGGCGGCUUGCUGAAAUUUGUGCGGCCGUUCCUGAUCUCCAUCAGCAAGGCCAAAGCGGCACGGCUGGUGCGCUCGCUGCUGGAUUUGUUCCUGGACAUGGAGGCAGCCACAGGUCAAGAGGUGGACCUGUGUCUGGAAUGUAUUGAAUGGGCCAAGACCGAGAAGAGGACCUUCUUGCGACAAGCCCUUGAAGCUCGACUGAUCUCCCUCUAUUUUGACACCAAGCGGUACCAGGAGGCCCUGGCGCUAGGCUCUCAGCUGCUGCUGGAGCUGAAGAAGAUGGAUGACAAGGCCCUGCUGGUGGAGGUGCAGUUGCUGGAGAGCAAGACGUACCACGCCCUCAGUAACCUGCCCAAGGCCCGCGCCGCGCUCACCUCGGCACGCACCACCGCCAACGCCAUCUACUGUCCUCCCAAGCUGCAGGCGGCGCUGGACAUGCAGUCAGGGAUCAUCCACGCGGCCGAGGAGAAGGACUGGAAGACGGCCUACUCUUACUUCUUCGAGGCCUUUGAGGGCUACGACUCCAUCGACAGCCCGCGAGCCAUCACCGCCCUCAAAUACAUGCUCCUCUGCAAGAUUGUCCUCAGCUCACCAGAGGAGGUACAAUCUCUGAUCAGCGGGAAACUGGGCCUACGAUACACCGGGCGCCAGACAGACGCAUUGAAAUGCGUGGCCCAGGCCAGCAAGAACAGAUCAUUAGCAGACUUUGAAAAGGCCCUCACAGAGUACAGAGCGGAGCUGAGGGACGACCCCAUCAUCAACACGCACCUGGCCAAGCUGUACGACAACCUGCUGGAACAGAACCUCAUCCGAGUCAUCGAGCCCUUCUCCAGAGUUCAGAUAGAACAUGUAUCAUCUCUUAUCAAACUCCCAAAGGGGGAUGUAGAGCGCAAGCUGUCACAGAUGAUUCUGGAUAAAAAGUUUCACGGAAUCCUGGACCAGGGCGAAGGAGUGCUGAUCAUCUUUGAGGAGCCGCCCGUGGACAAAACGUACGAAGCCGCCUUGGAAACCAUUCAGAACAUGAGCAAAGUGGUCGAUUCACUUUACAACAAAGCCAAGAAGCUGACAUAGAGCAGGCUUGCGGCCGUGACCUGGAGGGAAGCGUGCGUGUGUUUUUGAGCAGCUUAUGUAACAUUUGAAGAUGGGGACAAGGGAGAAGAUGACUCGAGUGCGGCAAACAGGACCCCCCCACCACCACCACCACCAUCCAUCAGACACACCUCACCUCUCUCCCUCAAUGGACAGUAUCACAUUUGUGUGGUUUUUUUUUUCCCCCCUGGCCCUAUUUUAUUUUGAUAUUUCGUUUAAACUCAGCGGCCAAGCCAGGCCAUCAGGGAAUCUUAUUGUACAACCACAAUAAAAAGAUUUAAAAGAAGAACAGUGCAUAACACUUGAACCUCUUCAAGCUCUUUUCUAAAGUGCAGAAAUGACAGUUUUGUUUUGUUUUUUUUCCUCCCUGUUCCUUAUUGUUCAUGUUCUCUGUGGCUUUCAGAAGCACACUUGACUUUUUGGGGAAGGUUGGAAUACAAAAUUUUGGUUUUACCCCCCUCAUUCAUAUCAUUGCCAACAGUUUCAAUCCCCGCUGUAUUUCAGAAGUGUAUUAAACUCACUAUAUUUGCUUUUGGUUUUGUGUUUUUGUAAAAAAACAAAAAAAAUAAUGGUUGCCACAUGCCUGCCCCCAACCGUGAAUGCUCAUGUAUGUUUAUAGAAGAGGCGAGAGGAAAUUUCACCACGAGUGCCAUGUUCCCUGGCGCUUGUCUGCCUCUUGUUGGGUUGCACCGUAUAGAGUCCCAUCAGGCCAAAACAUUUUUUUUUUUGCCUCUCAGCAUCCCCCACUCUGCUCUUCUCCAUUGUUAGUUUCUAGCAUUACCGUGAUAUGCUAGUAACCAAACAAUUUGUAUGUUUUUUUGUUGUUUUGUUUUUCUCUUACAAAGACAUUUUCGAAAUAAAUAUUUUGUAUUUUAAA
Syngnathus acus (greater pipefish) is the source of this 2214-nucleotide messenger RNA. RefSeq names its product proteasome 26S subunit, non-ATPase 11b (gene psmd11b). Bases 51 to 1319 code for a protein of 422 amino acids. Lineage: Eukaryota; Metazoa; Chordata; Actinopteri; Syngnathiformes; Syngnathidae. Gene Ontology annotation, biological process: ubiquitin-dependent protein catabolic process. The transcript has 13 exons. Gene Ontology annotation, molecular function: structural molecule activity; protein binding. Gene Ontology annotation, cellular component: proteasome regulatory particle, lid subcomplex. The record is from RefSeq and is a predicted model, not a curated record.